This is a messenger RNA of Ostrea edulis (European flat oyster), 6456 nucleotides long. RefSeq lists its product as uncharacterized. NCBI's taxonomy places the organism in Eukaryota, Metazoa, Mollusca, Bivalvia, Ostreida, Ostreidae. Bases 135 to 662 code for a protein of 175 amino acids. The record is from RefSeq and is a predicted model, not a curated record. The transcript has 6 exons.
ACCCGUACAUCCAGACACACAGGUCGACACAAAUAGGUCAAAAUUUUAUAUCGCCUUAUGAUACACAGCACCUACAUUACACACCUUUGCAAAAAAACACCACCAAACCUCUGCCAUGUCAUAAAUAUGGGUCAAUGUACGACACGCCCCCCACCCGACUACCUCGUAUUGAACCAAAUCCAUCAGCACAUUUUACCACAAGCAGGCCGUCAUCUCCUUUGGGAAUGACAGUAUUGUCCACAACAUGGUCAAUGUGUACGUCUGCAAUGGACAAUGUCAUACCGGUAACUGACCAUCACAAUGUUCAGCCACCACAGACUUCACAAGCUUCAAGUAAUAGGACACUCCCAGCUCCAAGUCCGGAGGUAUUAGAUGUACUACGCGGACUAAUGCGACCAGAUGUACAGUGUUACCUAACAAAAUUAGUCGAAGCAUUUACAGACGGACAACCGGAUAACACAGCCUUCCAGGUAAACAAGACACGACGACCUCUCUAUAUUGACCAGCACAUCAGCAACGAAACUGAAGAACAUUUAGAUACUCUUCCGCAGGACUCCGCCCCACAGAUGGUCAACAUGAAUGACAGUAUGAUCUCACUGCAAAGGACAUGCGGCAAAUCGUCCAUCAGAAGGCACCCCGCAAAUGGCAAAACUUCUCGAUGAUUCGGAUGUCAUGGUGUCCAAGGAUGGCUUAAGGAAAGCAGUGUCCACAGCAAAAAAGAGCAAUAAGCCGGGUUUUACUCUCUGUCAUAAAUUGCUCGCAGAGCUGUUUAACUUGGAAGAACUUGCUGCCUCUCGAGGAUAAGGCAUUGGAAAUACCAAAGACAAGGAAAAACCAGUCCUCGAUAAAGUCAGGACUCAGGCCCUCAAAAAUUACGUUGUGAUAUGGUGUCAUAACAACGACCAUGCUGCACCAAGCGAGCAAACGCUGAACAGUGCAAUAACAGAACGAAUUUGUUAUGCAAGAAAACAGUGUGUUAAACAAAUGACUUGGUGAUUUAUAGUUGUGUACCAGUAAUAUAUUAUAUGUAAAUGUAUAUAAUAUUGCGGAAUAAAUUCCAAACUGUAAGUAUUUGUUUAUAUCUUAUUUAUUAUUACCACCACCAUAGUAUGAUAUAUGUUUACCAUUUACAGGUAUGAAUAGUAACCUCUGAUGAUCAAAUGUAUAUUAUACGGGUACCAUUUCCAUGUAACAUGGUUCGAGUCAAUUGAAUUGAUUAUAACGAUGAAGAUCAGGAUUUUCAUUGCAGUAUUCCUAAAGCAAUUAUUAAGUCAAUUUGAACAUUGAUUUAAAUGUAGCUUUAAGGACUUUAUUCUGAUGACAUGGGUAUUUAUAGAACUCUACCACUCAAGGCCGUAUACGUGGAUAUGCUGUCAUAUUGUGUAAAGUACUGACCUUAACUUGGAUAUUUAGCAGACUGAGAUAUUAGAGCAAAUAAAAAGGGCGGGUAGCUAAGGUUGUUAUAAUAAUUUUUUAUGCAGUCCAUUAUUUAAUGGAUUCCGUGACACUUAAGGCAUUGGCGUAUUCAAUAUCUAUAAUUAAUAAACAUUAACAUCAGUCAUCAAUAUUUAUAAUCGUUUAUAUUUUGUGUAAUUCAUAUUAGUAUAUGCUGUAAAAAAAAAAAAUUAAAUCAAUAUCAAUUUUUGUAUCGUUUACGUUUAUUUAUGCACUCUAGCAAAUAUUUCAUACGCGGAUAAAUUGUGGUCAGAUUCCCCGUGGAAUAGACAGCUGGAUUCAGAUGCGAGAUGCUAAAAAAAUUACGGGCCGAAUCGAUAAUUACAGCCAGGUUUUGAAUGCGAGAAACUUGAAAAAUUACGGCCGGAUUCCAGGUGGAAUCCAUAUUACAGCCAGUAAGAUUCUGAAUGUGAGAAGCUUGAAAAAUUACAGCCGGAUUCCGGGUGGAAUCAAUAUUACAACCAGAUUCUGAAUGCGAGAAGCUUGAAGAAUUACGGCCGGAUUCCAGGCGGGAUUAAUUUUUACGUUCUUUUUCCGGCCAGAACUCAUUUAAAUAAUUAGGCCCAAAUUCCGGUUGAUAUACGUACGUUUGACGCCCGUGAACCUCAUAUCUUCUUAAAAGUGAGAGAAUAUGAAACUGCCAGAUUCCGACCAGAAAAGUAUAAGGAAACCCUGCCCAAUUACGACUCUCUUACGGGCGGAAAAUUUCGUACGGGAAAAUUCAUUCUGAUCUGAACUGUGGUUAUGUAGAUAUAGAAAUAGUUUGCAAACUUUUUGAUCAACCCUCGUGUUUGACUUUUCCAGGUACCCGAUACAGUUAUGAAGAUCUGUGAGGCGAGGGACUCACUGAACAACACCCCGACAUCCUGGGUAGCUGGGGGAGGGGGAGGUGGUGGAGGGGCAUCCUUUAUUUUCAAGGUCAGUGAGAAUUUUUUGUCAACAUGUAACCACUUUUAAAAGCUAGGCAAGAUUAUUAACAAUUUUUAAAUAAGAGAGAUGCAAAAUAGUAAACUAAAAGAGUUCUUGCUAUAUAAAACAUUUUCUAAGAACAUUUCAAUCCAAUUUUUGAGACAUGUUAUAUUAGAUAUUCAAGUUAAUAAUUGAAUAUGUCUCAAACUUUGGUCAGAUUAAUUUUACAGGAUCAGGGGCCUAUUUUACAGAAGUUCUCACGGCUAAAAUCAGUAUUUUAAGGUUGAUCAAGAAUCUGUUUAAACUUUGGGAAAAUAUGGAAGCAUAUAUUUACUUCAUAAUUUCUGUAGAUUUGUCUUUUAUGAUAAUUGCAUUUGUAAAAAAUGCAGCAUUGAAAAAAGGAAAUAUGCAUAUUUUAUCCACUGACUAAGUCAUAAAUUAUAUAUUUACAAUGUUUCAGGAAAUUUGUUAAAAUUAUGUUAUCGUGUAUUAUUCAUUGGCAUGUACAAUUACUUGUAUGCAUGUAAACAAAAUUAAAAACAAGGUCAGUUUAGUAGGUUUGAUGGAAUACACCAAGAUUUAGGGGGUUGAGAAAAAUGUAAAAGAUAUCAUUCAACAAACUUAUUUAGUAAAAGAAACAAACAUACUGUGCAUUACAUUGAUAAAUAAAAGAUGAUACAAGCUCUGGGCUAAUUGAGAGAAAGAAAUGAGGAUGAAGAAUUAUUUCAAAUGCAUGAUGGAUCACGUUCUUCAUGUCGGUAACCAGUUUUCUUUAUAAAAUCAGAACAUUAAUAAAUGCUCAUAAGUGAUGCCAGAUUUUGAUACUGUAAAUCAACUUUUAUUCGUGGUGACUUUAUUUCUCUAUUCACCUGUGGUAAACUGGUUCACAAAAAGUAUUUUUCACAAUCGAGCCUUUUUCGAGUAUAUGACAGACAUUCAAGGACUGGUUCGUGACGAGAAAUAUUCGCUACGACAAAGUUCUCGCAAAUCUCGCGAAAUUUUCUCGCACACAAAUAAAAGUAGGUUUACAGUAUGCUGUGCGUUAAUUAUUGAACAUUGCUAAAACAAUAGAUAUAAAAGUAGUUAAUGUUAGAGGUGUUCAUGGUGUAAUUGAUCUAAAGAUACUCUGUGGAAUUCAGAACGAAAAACAUGAUAAAAGAUUACCUUAAACCAAGCACAGAUUUCUUAGAUAAUGAGUUAGGUAGAGAACAAAUAGGAAACAUGAUUAUUUAAGAAUUGAUUUUUAGUUGAAAAUUCAGACAAAUUGGAUUUAAUGCACUAAAUGUGACAAUAUUUUUUUCAAAGUUUUGAUAUAUGGGUAAUGAAGGCACAUUUUUCUUUCUUGUGUACAGCUAAAAUUGGAGUCUAGAAAACUUUAAUCAUUUGGGACUGUAGCAUACAAUGGUCAAAUUACAACCACCAUCCCCAAAAGGGACAUUUGAUUGCUCCCACGGGGGAGGGGGGGGGGGGCAUUUUUCAAAAGUUAAUUUAUUUCACUAAUUACUGAAUAAACAGCCAAUUUUGUACUUAGCUUUUGAAUUCAAAGAUAGUAUUAAUGUGACUGAAAUCUUGAACAAAUUUUCUAAAGGUCUUCAGCGAGAUAAAUUUGUAACACUGUCAGUUUAGGACAUAAUACGGAGUCAACCAGGGUAAGAAAUGGAAAUCCAGAUUGGGACCACACCUCGUCUUUGCCCAAUACGGAUUUCCAUAUCACACCUGGAUAACUCUGUAUUACGUCACAAACUGACUGUAAAUAAGAUAAUCUUUUGAUGCGUGUGUGUAUGGAUUUUGGGAGUAUGUGAAAAGUUAAUUACGAGUUAAACCGUGAUUUUGUUUUUGCUCACCUGAGCUGAAAGCUGAAGUGAGCUAUUCUGAUCACCUGUUUUCCAUCUGUCUGUAAACUUUUCUUAUUUUCAUCGUCUUCUCCAGAACCACUGGGGCCAAUUUCAAUCAAACUUGACACAUCAUCCAUGGGUGAAGGGGAUUCAAAUUCCUUCAAAUGAAGGACCAUGCCCUCUUCAAAGGGUAGAUGAUUACGAAAAUGCGAAAUUAAGAUGGGGUCAUUUAGAUUUACAUGAAAGCUUCCUGACAUAGUGCAGAUUCAAGUUUGUUCAAAUCAUGGUCCUUAGGGGUAGGGUGGGCCAGUGAGGUCUGUAUUUUCCCAGACUGGUUGUAUUUCCCUUUGACUUUAGCAGGCCACUUGCCUAGAGUUGGAUCGAGGGAUUAUAAUUUGAGAUACUAGAUGAAACCCACUCAUUGAGCACGGGAAAUCACAAUUAGAUACAUGUAAUAUUGCAUAGAGAAAGGACUUUUUUAAUGCGUGUUUGAAUUGUUGUGUGAAUGAACGAUAUUUUUACUUCAAAUGAAUUGAAGAACAAUUUUUGAAUAAUUGCAUGCAUUAAGGUAUGUUAUAUCUAUUGAUAUCAUAUACAGUAAAUAAAACUUAAUUAUUAGGAAGUCACUAGGAGCUCCAAAUUAAAUGUUCCUUAUGUAAAAUAAAUGAUCAUAUAUAUACAUUUAUAUUGUAAUUUCUCAUGUACAUCAUUAUGUGGACUUUAUCUUGUACCUUAAAGGAGAAGGCUUACAUGGGUACUGCCUGCUGUCUAAUCCUUAUUAUGUUAUACUUAAUAAAGUACUGUUAAAAAAAACUAAGAAAAUUUAAAAAACAAAACAAAACAAAAACCAGAAAUGAUCUCUCUCUAUAUUGAAAAUUAGGUAAUGAUUUUAUGAAUGCAAUUGUAAUCCGUCAUGCUGAAUAGUUGACCAAAGACAAAAUUCCAUAUUGGGAAUGUGUUUAUAAUGGUGAACUUCCCAGAACGGAGAACAGUCCCAGACAAUUCAAUAUCGGACAUAUUGGACAGUUUUUAGCUCAUCUGAGCUGAAAGCUCAAAUGAGCUUUUCUGAUCGCCUUUUGUCCGUCUGUAAACUUUUUACAUUUUCGACUUCUCCAGAACCACUGGGUCAAUUUCAACCAAACUUGGCAAAAAGCAUCCUUAGGUAAAGGGCUUUCAAGCGUGUUCAAGUGAAGGACCAUGCCCCCUUCAAAGGGGAGAUAAUCACAAAAAUGCAAAUAGAGGGCCAGGUCAUUUAAAAAUAUUCUAAAGAAUUUCUGAGCCAGAAGAGCCAUACAUGCCAACUUUCCCCGAUUUGUGUGGGAUUCUCCCGGUUUGAAGCAGUUGAAAAGGCAAAUCCCGAUAUCCCGAUCGGAAUUGCAAAAAUACUCCGAAAUCCCGAUUUUCUAAAAAUAUCUCCCCUUUUAUGACAACAACCCCCCCAUUUCCAACCGGAAUUUGAAAUCCCGCGUCAUUUCUGAACUGGCCAAUCAGAAAUAGGGACAAUAGUCAGCCAUUGCUGUUUACCUGUGUCGCAUGGUAUCGGGGUGGUGUAAUUUGCCUGUGUCGGGGUGCUUAUCGGACAGUGCGAAGCAUGUUUUGAUAGUAAUGAAUCGGGAAGACGGAUUUCAAAUUGACAUAUCCUUUACACAAACGUGAAUGGAGGAUUGACAACGAUGAUAGUGUCACCACAUAACAAUCGGACAUUCCCGAUUUUUGCCUCUCGCUGACAGCAUCCAAAAUAUGCAAUAAGGUACGUCAAAUAUAUAUUUUCCAACUAUAAUGAUAUAGGCUAUCUGAAUCUAUCUGUCUAUAGCGAUGUAUUAUAUAGUCUAUAUAGUGUAGUAUUCAAUAGACUUUGUGAUGCGUAAUUCGCACAAGUCUGUACUGAAUUUUAUAUUAGCAAGUAGCCUUAAUUUACAAGUAAAAACGUAUAUUUUGAUGUGGGUUUUUUUCCUGGUAAUUAUUUCAGAUGUCAUGGGUGCAAAGGUUUUGUUUGCCAACUUCAUAGCAGGGCAGAUCACUCCUUUUCAGGUUGCAAUGCAGAUUGUUCCACCAGACUCUGCAAUCCAAGCAAGAUCGCCUUUGUAGUCGUACCUAAAUGCAUGUGCUUUAAUUUAAAUUUAGAUAUAUAGACCAGCCAAUGUUUAUAUGGUGUAAAAGGAUGCAACUUUAAGUAUUAUUUGAUAAUAUGUAUGUGACUUGUUGUUGGAGAGGAUUUUUUGCUGAAUAUUUUAAUAAAAUAUUUAUUUUAAAGGUU